CCGAUCUGAACCUGUUCGCUCCUGCGUCGAUUUCGACUGGCACAGCGGUAGCCCCAACGGCCCAGUUUUCGGGGACCAAGCAGGUCCUGCCUGUACCUGCUUCGAUCACAACUGGUACAAUGGCCACCUCAUCGGCCAAGCUCUUGGCGAGCAAUUUGAUUCUGCCUGCUCCUGCAUCGGAUCUGGCUGGCACAGCGGCGACGCCGCAGCUUGCGGAUGGUAUCCUGGUCGCGCCUGCUCCUGCACCAAUUCCGGAUGGCACAGCGGUAGCCUCAUCGGCCAAGUUCUUGGCGAGCAAUUUGAUUCCGCCUGCUUCUGCAUUGGAUCUGGUUGGUACAGCGGCGACGCCGCAGCUCCUAAUUCCGGAUGGCACAGCGGUAGCCUCAUCGGCCAAGUUCUUGGCAAGCAAUUUGAUUCCGCCUGCUUCUGCAUUGGAUUUGGCUGGUACAACAGCGACGCCGCAGCUUGCGGAUGGUAUCCUGGUCGCGCCUGCUCCUGCACCAAUUUCGGAUAGCUCAGCGGUAGCCUCAUCGGCCAAGUUCUUGGCGAGCAAUUUGAUUCCGCCUGCUUCUGCAUUGGAUCUGGUUGGUACAGCGGCGACGCCGCAGCUUGCGGAUGGUAUCCUGGUCGCGCCUGCUCCUACACCAAUUCCGGAUGGCACAGCGGUAGCCUCAUCGGCCAAGUUUUUGGCGAGCAAUUUGAUUCCACCUCCUCCUGCACCGAAUUCUGCCGUCACAGCAGCGAUGCAACAGCUCGCGGUAUGUAACCUGAUCCCGCCUGCUCCUGCACCGAAUCUGGCUGGCACAGCGGUACCAUCGACGCCGCAAAUCUCGGCGAAAAACCUGCUUGUUACUGCACCGCAACCGGCAGUCACAGAGACAGCACUGAUUGUCAACCCAUCUAAUAAGGUCUGGUAUCUGCCGGCGAAUUCGGAUGCAUUUCCUCGACGGGUCGGGGAUGUCAUUUCUCAACCUCCCAUAAUAGGACACACGAAAGUUGAUCGAGAGCUGGAAGAUUCUUGGAUGUCGCUGAUAUCAAACUGUAAACAUGCUCAGCUCAUGCUCGCCGAUCAAAGUACAAGUUGGACCGAAAGACAUCUGUUCCAGUUGAUCGAAUGUGUCGGAGACGGAACAAAAAUCAUCACUGGAAGCAUCCAAUGCUGCUGGGCAGGAGAACCGGUGUACGAAGCAAAUCCUGGCGCGCGGUCACAGAUAUCUAGCGGAGUGCUGACAUAUCCGGUCAUUCGACUGGGGUUGCUCGAGGUGCAGAGUAGAAGUAUAGCUGGAUCGGGUGACCAGCAAUACGGGUCGGGGAUUGUUGCUGAAGCAGAUGACCAGGCGAGCAAACCCCUCGGCGAUCUAGACUAUUAUUUGAUCUCCCCCUCACCCUCGGGAGUGUCAAUAGGGCACAAGUAGACGAACGAAGGAAGAACGUCAAGAUCGAGGAGAACGGCAGAUCAUUCUCGACGUGACAUAGUAGAAUUAGUCAAUCAUUUACAAAUUAGCGCUCGUUUUUUAAUUUAUUCUUAUUUGUACGGCUAGCUAUCGAAAGCGAACAGAACAUUUUAAUCUGAAUUCUGCUUGAUCGGCUGCGGCAAAAUUAAUUUAAUCGAAACUAGUUAAUAGCUGACUCAUUUGGUACAUCUACUAUUGUAAGUACUCAAAGAAUGAGUUCAAGGUAAACUUAAUCUAAUACUAAACUAAAAUCAGGUUCACACCAGCACCAACUUGAAUCGUACCAACAGCGAACCCCUACAAAAGUUCUGGACUAAAGUUGUAAGUGUACCACAGAUAUGAAUUGAUCAAACUUACUAAAUACAUACUAUUUUUUAGCUUUAAGCUUACUCUAAGGGAAACGACGAGUUUUGCUGUAAAGAGUCCGAAACGACCUCUGGGGGAUUCGCACCUUGGGCAACACCACUUUUUGGUACAAUGCAAAGGCAGUCCAAGCACAUCCUCCUUAUCAUCUAAGUGGCGUUGAAUUUUAUUAACUAAGUCAAUUACUGCGUUAGUUGUAGAAGAUUUCUGUAUAAACCCAUACUGUUGAGUGCACUAACUUAUUUGUAUAGAUUAAGGACCGAUUCACAGAAUAGUACUAUUACUACAGAUAAAGACUUAGGGUACGUUAUCCAUUAGUGGACCCCUUUCCUAUAGUG
Messenger RNA from Culex pipiens pallens (northern house mosquito), 2155 nucleotides. RefSeq lists its product as uncharacterized. Lineage: Eukaryota; Metazoa; Arthropoda; Insecta; Diptera; Culicidae. The coding region runs from base 120 to 1415 and encodes 431 amino acids. The transcript has 2 exons. The record is from RefSeq and is a predicted model, not a curated record.